Blumeria graminis f. sp. triticale is the source of this 2901-nucleotide messenger RNA. The record is from the annotation of a GenBank genome assembly. Lineage: Eukaryota; Fungi; Ascomycota; Leotiomycetes; Helotiales; Erysiphaceae.
AUGGAUCUCCUAGCCACUGGCACCAUGGCUCUCAAUUUUGAAGUUCUAUCCACACCGACAUGUUCGCGCCGAGGCUCACAGGAUUCACUUCGAAAAACAAGCUGCGGGUCAUCCAUUCAGGUUCCUCCGUACCUAAGAAAUAACGCGGAUAAUUCUCGAGAGACUGUGUUUGAAAAUGUUGACCUUCAUGAAAAUUCAGUGGAUUUAGAUAGUAGCCAGGAUGAGGACACACUUGACCAACUCAAAAAUAUAUCUGCUUUGGGGCUAUCAUUUGAGUGUGAAGAAACUGAGCCAGAAAAAAGGCCAAUUUUUGAGAGGUUUUCUCUUGAAAGCACCGAGGACUUCAAAAAUCAAUCUUCGAUACCAAGUAUACCAUUUUCUAAAUGGUCUAAAAACUUUGAACGCCAUGCAAGUCGAAGGCGUAAGACAGUGAGUUGUGAUAUGGGUAUGCCUGCCUCCGAUGGUGAUCUAUUUCAAUCUCCGGGGACUGCUAGGAGAUCAGCUCACAAAAAGUCUUCGUCUGGCUCUUCUUUCGGUUUUGUAACCGCAGUAAAAAGUGCUAGUAUCAGUUUAGCAAGCUUCAGUGUUGCAGCUAGGUCUAAAAGAACUAAAGUCUCAUCACGUCAACAGCGAACCGAUAGGAGCAGCAAAGCAUCUCAACUAGGUAGAAAUUCCGAGGAUAGCUCACAUAUAUCUAAAUGUGCUGUUUUCGAUCAAGCAGUUGUAAAUCGUUUACUCCACCGUCGCAGGGUCUUAGAGGAGAUCAUUAAUACUGAAGAGAGCUACGUGGCAGAUAUUAAAUUUCUAAUGCACGUUUAUGUAACAUUGUUGGCUUCAAUGCCGAGACUUUCAUCAAAUUUUAGAGCCUCGAUUAAUCGUAAUCUCAAUGAAAUUCUAGAGCUUCACGAAGAAAUACUUGGUGAGCUACAUCGAGUAGUUCCACAUUCUGAGUAUACACAAACAAGCCUCCCUCGCUCACCUACUAGAGUAUCACCAGGAGGGCACCAGAGAUGGCGUAGUCUUGAUGCUGUUCCUGAGAAUUCAGGUGGUGUUUCUUGGCUCCAAAGGAUACCGGGAAUGACAGCUGAACCUCAUAUAGCUGCUGAGGUGGCAAAGAUUUUUGGUAAUAAGGCAAGAACUAUCAAUCGACUAUUCAUUUAUGAGGAGUAUGGUGCCAAGUACGAACUAAUGAUCAAGGAUAUUGGAUCGACACAGAGAACAAUUCCUCAAUGGGAUGAUUUUCAAAAGGGAUUGGAAGCUUUGGCUUCAUCAUUAUCUUCGAUAAAUAACCAACAAGAUAGCGCAAAGAAGGCAAUGACUGUUGGUGAUCUUCUUAUCAAACCAAUUCAGCGAAUUUGCAGAUACCAACUGCUAUUUUCAGAACUUUUAAGACAAACACCAGUAUGCGAUUGUCCAGACUCGCACUUGGAAAUAGAAACAGUGAUGGUUAGACUUAAAGAAGCCACUACAGAAAUAAAUCAGGCGGCUGAUGAUCCGCGAAAAAAAAAUCUGAUGGAAAAAUCCUGGCUUCUGCAGGAUCGCAUCAUAUUUCCAGACAUGCCUGAUACUCGAUCCAAAAGCUUAAUACGAAGUCUUGGCCACAUUCAUCUUUGUGGUGUACUUCAUGUCUCGUGGCAAACCCAGGAUGGUGUCGAUGGACAGAACUUGAUAUGUCUACUUUAUCGUGACUACUUAUUAUUAGCCUCUACACCAAAUUUCGAUCAAGUCUACAUCGUUCAAGCAUGCAUCGAACUUUCUGAAGUUGGUAUCGAGGAGGCUGACAAUGGUAGAGGUCUGCAGUGUUACACAGUUCAGUUUUCGUGGAAGAUAGUUUUCAUAUGUGAUCAUCAAUUGUUUGAACUAACUAUGAGUGCCUGUUCUCCCAAAGAAGAGCUCGAGUGGCGAAGAAGAUUAACAGGUCGUUCUUAUAAAGAAAGAAAUAGCAGAGGCGAUCAAAUAUUAUAUUCAUCAUUAUCUUUACCCGUAAAAGCAUUCGGGACAAUUUUUGGAAAACCAGGUAGUAUCGCCCGAUGCAUUUCGGUGCAUCGUGCAACGACAGUUGGCUCAAUUUCGGGGCUCCGUCAGGUUAUUAUUAAAAAUACAAACUCGUUUAAGGAUUCAACGUCUUCCAAUGCAAUAAAUAGGUCGCAAUCUUUAUUUACAGUAAAUCGACCUUUAGUAAUUGCGCCAUUGCGUUCUGAACGUACUCGACUAGAAGCUCUACUCGCUGAUGUCUGGACUCGAGAUGUUUUACCUUUCCCUGGGAUGGCUCACAGAGCUCGUAGUGAACACACUGUUAGAGCAUCUGCGAGCCUAAUGAUGAGAAAACUGAGCGUGGCAAGCAUUGCUAGCAAUUUCACGAAGAGAUCUAAGAGUAUAGCAUCUUUGCAAAAGAAUUCUGAUGAAGAUGACGAGGUUUCUAGAACUGAAGAUUUUGGCUCACAUCAUUCUGUUACAGAAUCUUCUAUCGGUAAAUUUUUAUUUGAAGAGCCAGAGAAUUUAAAAAAGUCUCGUCUUUCCGUUAUUCAAGACGAGAAAGAAAAUAUUUCACAUAAUUACUCUCGCCAAAAUCCUGUAGAUAUAGCUUUGGGUGGCUUUGAUGGCAGAAUUCUUGGCUCAACAAGUGCAAGGGUACCGAAAAAUAAAGCUGGUUGGACUUUUGAUGGCCAUAAGGAAACCAAGUCAUCAAUUCAAACUUCUGCCGAGGAUGAAAGUCGUCGCUACAAGCCGUUUACACUACCAAAAUCAAAUCAGAUGUUCAUAAGUUCUAUCAACAGUGAUAAAGAAGCAGUCAAUUGCUGGGAUGUAGCUCAAUCUCCUCGUAAAGAUUCCAAUCGCGGGAAGGUUAAUGGGAAAGGGAAGUCUGUACUUCCAGAUGGUAUACGUAGUCUUUUUCGCUAG